GCCGUGAUUCCGACACGGCCCGACAGCGCUGUCCUGCCCCGCGCCUCACGGGGCGACCCGGUGCCCGGGCCUGAGAGCGCCACAGCGGGCCCGGCCCCGGCCCCCGGAAUUACCGAGCAUGGCACUCCCUACAACAGUCAACUGAAGGAAAUGGUCUCCUGUUGUGGGAGUCUCCUGUGAGAAGUCGAUGACUUGGCAGAACUGUCACAUCAACAAGGACAAUGAAGUUAUUCUGCAUGUCUGUGUCUGUGGCCUCCUUUACUGGCUGAAGUCCUGCAUCAGCACUCCACAGAAAGCCUUGCCAAGGCAGUCUGCUCAUGAGGGGACACGUCUGCUCAUUUUACUCAAAAUUUUGAAGAAUUUUCACCAGAGCACUGCACAGUCUGAGGACGUUGCUGCAGAACGUUCAUCCGGUUUUUCAGCAAACUACAAGAGGCUUUGGAUAUAGAUGUCUUGUUUAUCCCCUUGGCCCAGAUCCUCAGAGAUACAACUUUCUGUGAUGGAAGAUGGAAGACAAAGGCGUUCGUGUUGCUGACUACUUUGUUGUAGCAGGAUUGACAGAUAUUUCAAAACCACUAGAAGAAGAAAUCCACUUCAAUGAUGCUUGCCAUAAAAUAGCUAAACCAAAAGAACCCAUCACUGAUGUGACAGUAAUUAUUAAAUCUCUGGGGGAGGAAGUGCCUCAGGGAUAUAAAUGCAUAGAUGUUACUCCAUCAGGACUAUCAGCAGAUCUCAAUAAUGGGAGUCUUGUGGGUCCACAGAUAUUCCUUUGCUACAGGAGAGGAAGGGACAAGCCUCCACUUACUGAUCUGGGGGUUUUAUAUGAUGGGAAAGAGAGAUUAAUACAGGGCUGUGAAAUCAUUCAGACCACUCCAUCUGGUCGUCCUGCAAACAUUAGUGGCAGUGCCUCAUCACAAAGAGUAUACAUCACUUACCGAAGAGCCUCUGAAAAUAUGACCCAAAACACCUUGGCUGUCACAGAUAUAUGUAUAAUUAUACCGAGUAAGGGAGAGAGCCCUCCACAUACAUUCUGCAAGGUUGACAAGAAUCUUAAUAACAGUAUGUGGGGCUCAGCAGUAUACCUAUGUUAUAAAAAGUCUGUGGCAAAAACCAAUACCAUAUCAUAUAAAGCUGGUUUAAUAUGCAGAUAUCCUGAAGAAGACUAUGAAUCAUUCCCAUUACCAGAAUCAGUGCCUCUUUUUUGUCUACCCAUGGGUGCAACUAUUGAGUGUUGGCCAUCUAAUAGUAAAUACCCCCUACCAGUUUUUUCUACAUUUGUACUAACUGGAGCUUCAGCUGAAAAGGUAUAUGGUGCUGCUAUUCAAUUCUACGAACCAUAUCUUGAGGAGAAUCUCACAGAAAAACAGAAAUCUCAGUUAGGGUUAGGAACUACUGGAAAUGGGAAGUCGGAUAACUCCAAAACAGUUCAGACUAACAAAUGCAUUUGUCUGCUCUCUCACUGGCCUUUUUUUGAUGCUUUCAAGAAGUUUCUUACCUUUCUUUAUCGUUAUUCCAUCUCUGGUCCUCAUGUCUUGCCUAUUGAGAAACAUAUUUCGCAUUUUAUGCACAAAGUUCCUUUUCCAUCCCCUCAGAGGCCAAGAAUUUUAGUUCAACUAUCACCACAUGAUAACCUGAUUCUUAGUCAGCCGGUGUCAUCACCUCUACCCCUGAGUGGUGGCAAGUUUUCUACACUGCUUCAGAACCUAGGGCCCGAGAAUGCAGUAACUCUACUUGUAUUUGCUGUAACAGAACAUAAAAUUCUCAUCCAUUCCUUACGACCGUCUGUCCUUACUAGUGUGACAGAGGCAUUAGUCUCAAUGAUAUUUCCUUUCCACUGGCCAUGCCCAUACAUUCCUCUUUGCCCCUUGGCACUGGCAGAUGUGUUAAGCGCACCAUGUCCAUUCAUAGUAGGAAUUGAUUCAAGAUACUUUGAUCUAUAUGAUCCCCCACCAGAUGUUAGCUGUGUUGACCUAGAUACCAACACCAUUUCUCAAACUGGAGAUAAGAAAACUAUUUCAUGGAAGAUCUUACCAAAGAAACCUUGCAAAAAUCUAAUGAACACUUUAAAUAACUUAUAUCAACAACUGGCAGAAUUGCAGCAAAGACCAAGAGAAGAUGCAUUAAUGGAAUUAACAAUGAAUGACUAUGAUUUUAAUUCGGGGAAGAAGUUGCAUUUGUUAGAUAUGGAGAUCCAGGAGGCAUUUCUUUGUUUCAUGGCUUCAUUAUUAAAAGGUUAUAGGUCGUACCUAAGGCCAAUAACACAGGCACCUUCUGAGACAGCAACAGAUGCAAGCUCCCUGUUUGAACUACAAGGGUUCUUAAAAAGUCGAGAUCGAUCACAUCAAAAAUUCUACACAUCAAUGACCAAAACGCAAAUGUUUAUUCGCUUCAUUGAAGAAUGUUCCUUUGUUAGUGAUAAGGAUGCAAGCCUUGCAUUUUUUGAUGAUUGUGUAAAUAAAGUAGAUAUGGACAAGAGUGGUGAAACACGGCUUAUAGAGCUGGAUGAGUCCUACAAGAGUGAACACACAGUUUUCAUAACGCCACCUGAGAUCCCUCACCUACCUAAUGGUGAAGAGCACCCUUUGCAGUACAGCUAUAAUGGAUUUCCUGUGCUGAAGCUAGAUUUGUUUGACCAACCUGAGGGGUUCCUGACUACACCAAAUAACAAACUGUUUUCAAAAGCCAGUAGUCCCAACAGCCCAUCCCCAAUGUUCAGGAGAACAAAACAGGAAAUAAAGUCAGCCCAUAAGAUAGCUAAGAGGUACUCCUCCAUUCCUCAGAUGUGGUCCAGGUGUUUGCUGCGUCACUGCUAUGGCCUAUGGUUUAUCUGCCUUCCUGCAUAUGUGAAAGUGUGCCAUUCAAAAGUCAGGGCUCUGAGAACUGCAUAUGACGUGCUGCGAAAAAUGCAUACCAAAAAGAUAGAUCCCCCUGAUGAGGUAUGUUACCGGGUGAUUAUGCAGCUUUGUGGGCAAUAUGGCCAGCCUGUGCUUGCAGUGAGAGUCCUUUUUGAAAUGAAAAAAGCCGGUGUUGACCCUAAUGCUAUUACAUAUGGUUACUAUAAUAAGGCUGGUUUUGGGAAAGACCGUGGCCUUCAAGAUAAAGAAAGAAAACGACUACUGCCAACACACCACAAGCACUCUUCCGGGGGACUUUCAGAUCUUGGGAGUAACUUGUUAUCUAAAGAAGAAUUUAGGCAAGGGGAAACGUCUGUUCAAGAUAUAAAAAAACAAAAAGAGGACAAGAGAGAGAGUGAUUCCAGUUCUUUAUCUGAAACAGAGAGCGCAAAAGGAAGUGGUGACUGUCUUCCCAAGCUAAAUUAUCAAAAUUCAAGUAGUACUUCAAUUCAAGUAGCAAAAGCCACUUCUAACAUAGUACGACUCAAUGGUACCAUUGAUAAUGCUGACAGUACAGCUGGGAAAGUUAGCACGGAAAGCCCAGCAGGGCUGCUGUUCACAUCCGCUUUUGAGGGUACCAAUGAAGCAGGAGUUAUUCAAAGUAAAACCUUAAGGAAGAGACAUAAAAGUGCUGUGGAACCUGACCUAAAACAGAUGGCAUGGGGAAGCAGGAACCGUAAUCUGAGUGGAGAUGCCCUGAUGGGGUUCAUGAUAAAUAGAAUUAACCAGAAUGCAAGCCGUGGAGACAUUGUGGAAAAAUUAGGAGCUGAUGCAAAAAUACUAUCUAAUGUAUUCCAGAAGAGCAUAAGGCCAAAUAGUCUUGACAUCAGGAAGUCAUCUUUAGGGUUUGAGAGAGAGAGUAUGGAGAAGGAAUCUAGCGAUGAAGAUGCACCUUUCUAUGGCAGUUUUGCAGAUAAAACAGAAUCUCCUGUUAUCUUUGAUUUAGAAGACUUAGAUGCUGAACCUGACACAGCCAAAAUAGUAAAGUCAUCUAAUGAAAAACCUAAGAUGUUACAGCGUAAUAGCAGCUUUCUAAUAAAACCAGUUGAAAAAACAGAUGUGGAAACUGGAUUUGAUCCCCUCUCGCUGCUGGUUGCUGAGACAGAGCAACAGAAAGAUGAUGAUGAUGAUGAUGACGAUGAUGAUGACAAAAGUGUUUCAACGCCAUCUGCAAGACGGGAUUUAGCGGAAGAAAUAGUGAUGUACAUGAACAACAUGAGCAGCCCUUUGACAAGCCGUGCGCCAAGCAUUGACUUGCAAAAAACAUACGAUGACAAAAAUGUUAGUAAAAAGAGUCCAACACUCACCAAGCCAUGCAGAAGAUCCAGCCUUCCCCCAAAUUCUCCCAGGCCAAUGCGUCUUAUCAAAUCCAAAAGUUACCACAUAAAAAAUGAAGAAAGGCCAAGGGACAGGCUUUGGUCCUCUCCAUCUUACAGUCCAGCAAGGGAUCAGUCACAGGACAUGGCAGGUGCAUUAACUCUAGUGUCUCCACCUUCGUUCAACUUAGAUACACUAUUAACACCUACAUUUGAUGUUCUGAAAAGCAGCAUGUUUUCUGCUGGGAAAGGUGUUGCAGAGAAGGCUAGCAAGUGGUAUUCAAAGUUUACUACAUAUGCUGCAUCCUCAAAGGAUCAAAAUUCAGACCGAGCAAGUGUUUCAUCUCUUGGAAUUCUGGAUUCAGAAUCAACGUCUCUAACUGAUGAAGAUGUCUGCAAUGACUUUGAAGGUACUACUUCUCCUCAAGAGAACAAUGACAUCUCGGUAAUUAAGGAAAUUGGUCUAAGCAGGACAAGCCUAGAAAGUUCAGCUUCUCAUGAUGGCUCAUCCAAGCAAUUCUAUCACUGUGGUUCCCUUUCAAAGUUUCCCUUGCCUGACAAAUCAGAAUUGAUGUCUUCUUGCAGCACAAGUAGCACCAGUGUGUUUCAGAACUAUGCUAUGGAGGUACUCAUCUCAAGCUGUUCGCGAUGUCGAACUUGUGACUGUCUGGUUCAUGAUGAAGAAAUCAUGGCAGGAUGGACUGCAGAUGAUUCAAAUCUCAAUACCACAUGUCCCUUCUGUGGCAACCUAUUCCUGCCCUUUUUGAAUAUUGAAAUCCGAGAUCUGCGGCGACCUGGGCGGUACUUUCUGAAGUCCAGUCCAUCUACAGAGAAUAUGCAGCUUCCCUCACCUUUUUCAAAUCAGACAGGAAAAUCCUGUAUCUCUACUCCCACAUCAUGUCUUGCUACAUCUGUAAUGCCUGUUCAAGAUUUUAAUUCAAAAUGCAAAUCUAAGCAGCAGGACAACUCUUGUGCCACAAGUAUCCAAAUCCCUUCAGGAAGAAGACAAAAUAUUGCUGGGUCAGAGUGUCCCAGUCAUGCUGUAGCAAGAAGUGUCAGUACUUACGGUCCACUGGAAGAGGAUGAGAAGGGAAGCCGGAAGCUCAGCCAUAUUGUUCCCACUGGCAGCCUGCCCACCACUUUGCAAGGAACAACAGAUUCUUUGGGACUGGAAUGGUGUUUAUGUAGUCCUGACCCCAUCACUGUUCCUUACCUAAGUCCUCUAGUGGUAUGGAAAGAGCUUGAAAGCUUGCUUGAAAAUGAAGGGGAUCAUGUGAUAACAGUGGCAGAUUUUGUAGACCAUCAUCCUAUCGUGUUUUGGAAUCUGGUGUGGUAUUUCAGGCGUCUGGACUUGCCCAGUAACUUACCAGGACUAAUACUUUCUUCUGAGCACUGUAAUAAAAAUUCAAAGAUUCCACGAAACUGUAUGUCAGAGGACAGUAAAUAUGUUCUCAUUCAGAUGCUAUGGGACAAUAUGAAGUUGCAUCAGGAUCCAGGACAGCCCCUAUAUAUUCUGUGGAAUGCACAGACCCAAAAGUAUCCAGUGGUCCAUUUAUUGCAGAAAGAUGAUGACUCCUUUAACCAGGAGCUCUUGAGAAGCAUGGUGAAAAGUAUUAAGAUGAAUGAUGUCUAUGGACCAAUGAGUCAAAUCUUAGAGCGAUUGAACAAAUGGCCACAGAUUAAAAGACAGAGGAGCCUCUAUAGAGAAAUAUUAUUUCUUUCACUUGUUGCUCUAGGAAGAGAGAACAUUGAUAUAGAUGCUUUUGACAAAGAGUACAAAAUGGCCUAUGAUCGUCUCACAGCUAAUCAGGUCAAGAGCACUCACAACUGCGAUAGACCGCCAAGUACUGGAGUGAUGGAAUGCCGAAAGAUUUUUGGAGAACCAUAUCUUUAAUGUAGAUGUACUGUAAUGAAUUGUAUACAUGCGUAAAGUCACAAAGAACAUCUCUGUCUUCAGUGUUUGAAAACAUAUUUACAAAUGUAUUGUGGCAGAAGACUGGAAAAAAUUGGGCCUAUGUACAGUUACAGAAAUGGACAAUGAACAAAGAAGGGGCCAAAUACUACUUUCCUCUCCUUGCUUCUCUCUGCAAAUCAUUUUGUGGAGCAGGGGACCCUAAACUAAAUCAGUUCUCUAACAAGGGACAACAUUUUACAGUCCUCUAAAGAAAACUUGGGAGAGGCAGACAAAAAUGAUGCACUGAAACUAGCAAGAGUGAAGUAAAUUCUGCAAAUCUGUUUACAUAGAAUAUUCAAAAUGUUAUGAAGCGCAUACAAAAUUGUAUUAUACAUAUUUUAAAUUGUUUAUAGUAAGUUGAUAGUUUUUUAAUUAAUUAGUCUAGUGAAUUUUAAUGAACUUAUUGCAUAAGCAAUACAGUGCUCAUUUCUUUUCUGCUAUUUAUAGUAACUGGUCCAAUUAGGUUUUGAAAAAAUAAUUUGUUUUUGAAGUGGUCUAUAAUUUCAGCACUGUCCUAGCUAACAUUCUGGGGCCAGUAUUUUUCUUGCACACACACAAUUAUGUACUGCCACUGCAAUCAGAUGAAAAGUAUGGCAAACGUAAAAAUAUGAUUAUUAACACUCUGACUCUAUAGUAUCUUUCUUUCUGAAGAAGUCCCCUACAAAAUUCUGUAAUACAUGGAAGGAUCCACAGUUUACUUUAAGGCGAUCCAACGCUUUUUAGAUGUUGGCAUUCACUAAUUUAUCUAUGGAUAUAUAUUACAAGAUGUAUAGCAAAUAGCUUACAAAAAUAGUUCCAUAUAAAAUGUAUAGUGUACAGUCCUGUAUAUGGAGGUGUAGGUAUGUUUGUAAAUGCCCUAAAUAUGGCACUUAAUUCAUUGUGGUCCAAAGUUACUCUUUAAAAAAAAAAAAAAAAAAAAAAAAGAGUGGUUAUGGGGGAGAUGCUACUUAAAAUAUAUAGGGAAUUUAAUGUAUGUAAUAAGGUAUAUUUGGAAUGGCUGAUCUUAUAUUUCACAGGCAACACAGUAACUUCGGCUCUGUAAAGAAAAUAGAGCUGCAUAACUCUCUACCUUGGAGUCAGGACUUUUCAGAAAAUGUUAUGCACUCAUUCACAGUAGCUACACACCAGAAAGUGGGUUUUAUGUAUAGUAUCAGAGGUUCUAUGUACAAGUUCUUUUUCCUACCACCUUGCAGCCUUGGAGGUGGAGAAGAUACUCUGUCUUUGAGAGACUUCUCCCAACCUUUCCAAUUUCCAAGAGCAAUCCUACUGUGAUAUUUACCUAGAUGGAAAAGAUAAAUAUACCUUGUUGUGGGAGUUUUCUGCAUAGCCCAGACACUCGCACCUGCCAUCUUGUCAAAGUUAAUGAGGGGCAGUGAGGGCUCCAUCCUGUUUCCACUGAAGUAAAUUGAAAAAUUCUAUUGACAUCAUUAUUAUUAUUGAAUGGAAAUGUGAUUAGACUUUUAGAGGGUUAUUUCAAAGCACCUACCAAUCCCUCUUCAAAAGAGUAAGGGAACACUCCCCUAAGCAGAAUGUUUUAAAAUGUCAAGAGCUGCAGUUUACUCUUAAUGUUACAUGCAAAAUACAUCUUGACCCACGUUCGGUCUCUCUGGAUAUAGCUUUCAUUGAAUAAUACCUCUUUUCUAAGAUGCUGCUAAUUGGGUAGCUAUUUUUUUCUUUAGGUGGAGAUAGUAACAUUACAUUUACCACCAGAGUUCACAUGCUUAAUUUUAAAAAAUUGUGAGGCUUUAUUUUGUAGUGCCCACAUUUUCUGAAAAGUAUUCCUCGCUGAUGAUGUAAAACUACCAUAUUAAUCAUCAGUUACAAUACAUGAUAAAUACGCUGCCAACAUGCUCAACUCAGUCAUCAAAACCAGCAUGUGGAAUACAUGGUCAUUACUUCUGAACUUACUCAUUGUAAGUACCUAGUAACAUGUAUGCUCUGCAUGCUCUGCUGUAGCUACAUUGUAUUUACCAAGUAAAAGUUACCUGCAAUGGUCACCAUGUAUGUAAAUAACUACCUUCAUAUUUGUGCUGUGUAUAAUACAGUGUUAUACCACUUUCUUUAAAUCCUAUUUCCUACUACAGUUACUACUACUUGAUGAUCGCCAUUCUGUGGUACCUAAUAGCCAUGAAGGAGAACAAGCUGUUUCUCCAGAGCUGUCACUGGUGUUACAGAGGUACUUGGAAAGCUAUGAGGCAGGCUUCAUGUUCUAGAUUGAGCAGUUAACCUGUACUGGCACAAGCAUCUGAGUCUGGUCUCCAAACCAAGUCUCAUUUGAUGACAUUACAUUGCAACUAUGCACUUGUGCUUGCACAGAAUAUCAACAUCUUUAAUACGUAGCCCAAUCCUUUAGCCCAGCUUGCUUAUGAGUACUUUCCCCCUACCACCUUAACUGUAGAAGACCAAACAAGUUUGCCAGCUUAUGCAGGUAUGAAAAGUCCUUUCAGUAUUAUAUUGAAAGCACAUAAUGUACCAUAAAAAUAUUGUAUAUGUCUCAUUAUUUCAGGCAAGCAAUUUUAGCGUGCCCUUGCCCUCUUAAGACUGCAUUUCUUAAAGGUUGCUGAUGUUCAGUUGUGCUUGCUUUACAUUAAUAUAUCAUGUUGUUUUUAUUUAUCAAAUGAAAUCAUUAUCCACUUAACUUUUUAAAUACUCCUUUCGCAAAACCUGGUGCAAGUCAGUCAACUGUAGAAACAUUGUAACAUAAGAAGGGCCAUAUUGGGUUAGACCAAUGGUCCAUCUAGCCAAGUAUGCUGUCUUCCGACAGUGGCCAAU
Messenger RNA from Chelonoidis abingdonii (Abingdon island giant tortoise), 8936 nucleotides. Lineage: Eukaryota; Metazoa; Chordata; Testudines; Testudinidae. The record is from RefSeq and is a predicted model, not a curated record.